GGCGGGGCGCGGCGCGGCGCGGCGCGGCGCCGACGCCCAAGUUGUCACGGCGAGAGGUGGAGAGAAGCGAGGAAGCAAGGGAAUGAGCAUCAUGUACCCGGGCUACAGGUUUUGGAAGCACUGGAAUAUUCCUUCUGUUCUCGUAAGAUCAUGUACCUCACUGUCUGCGAGUUUACACCCUGGGGGAUGUUCUCCAGAUUUGACUGAAGGGCAUUCCAAACAAUUAAUGAAUGACGUUCGGUCGAAGCUACAGGAAAUCGUUGGUGCAUCUAAAGACUGGAGUGACCAUCUCCAAUCUAUGAAGGAAAGAGCUUCAUUAAGCAAUCAACUAGUCAGCAAGCAGGAGGAUUUACCUCAUCGACGAAUGAAAGACAGUUACCUGGAGGCUUAUCUGCCAUUGGGAAGCCAACCCAACUUGAGGGAGAAAUACUUGAAUGUUCAUAAGCAUGUAAGAUUUGGCAGGAUUCUUGAAGACCUUGACUCAUUUGGAGUUUUGAUUAGCUAUACCCAUGCCAAAACUGAUAAUCCUAGAAGUCCUUUUUCUAUUGUCACUGCCCUUGUUGAUGAAAUAGACCUCGUCAAAAAGAUGAUACGGCCAGACUGUGACCUAAAGUUCGCUGGUAAUGUCACCUGGGUUGGGAAAAGUUCCAUGGAAGUCCAGAUGCAUGUAUCUCAGUAUCAUGAUGAUGUCUACAAUCCUGUCUUAGAUGCUACUUUUGUGAUGGUUGCACGAGAUCCUGCAAAUAAAAGUGCCGCUGUAAUUAAUCCAUUGAAACCUGAAGGUCCGGAGGAGGAGAAUCUCUUUAAACAAGGAAACUUGAACAAAGCAAAGCGAACUAAGCUAAAGGAGACCUCAUUACUGAAAACAGCGCCGAAUGAGGAAGAAAGAAACAUUAUACACAACAUGUUCCUUAGGACUCUGGAUAUGCAGACUGUAAGCUUCCGCAGUCGGAUAUUACCAGCGAAUUCAGUGUGGAUGGACCAAACAAAGCUUAAAAGUCUAGAGAUAUGUCAUCCACAGCACACUUGGGAUUAUUCAGCAAAUGACAUAGAGACCUACAAUACAGAAAAAAGCACAUCAGCUCAUCACAUCCCUACGAGUCAGGAACGUAAUAUUUUCAACAAAAUCUUUGGUGGGUUUCUGAUGAGGAAAGCUUUUGAGUUGGCCUGGGCAAAUGCUUGUGUCUAUGGAAAUUCGCGACCUCAUGCAAUCGCUGUCGAUGAUAUCUUGUUUCAGAAACCAGUUGAGAUUGGCUCCCUUCUGUACCUUUCAUCACAGGUUUGUUACACUGAAGAUAAGUACAUCCAGGUCAGAGUGCACAGUGAAGUUGUAGACCCAUUCACAAAAGAGCACAGCACCACCAAUAUUUUCCAUUUCACCUUUGGUUGUGAGACAGAGGUGAAGCAAGUCAUCCCCAAGACCUACGGAGAGUCUAUGCUUUACUUGGAUGGAAAACGACACUUCAAAGCACGAAUCAUCAAAAACUGAAGGUCUGGCAAACCAGCCUCUGUCCAGAUAGACAGUCUGAAUAUCAGUAAUAGAGUAAUAUUAAUCUGAAACGCAGGAUUAAAAAUACCUGCAAUUGUUCUUGCAUAUUAGGUUUUUUUUUUGUUUAAAAACUGCUUUUAUACUUUUCUAACCAUAUUUAAAUAUCUUGCAAUUGCCUCACUAGUUUUAAUAGCACAACAUUGCUUAAAACGUUUGCUAUAUACAAUACAGGAGAAACAUGUAUUUAACUGCAUAGCUCAAUGACAAAUUGCCAUUAUAGUGCUGCUGAAGGGUAGAACUGACCAUUGGUGAACAAGUGCACAAGAACUAGUGUAAGAUUCCUUUUUUUAUUUUAACACAGGAAUUACCCAGCAGACAGAGGACCACAGUGAAAACACAUGCACCAUUAUCAGCUACAGUAAUGCUUCAGGUCCUUUUAGUUACAUAACUCUGUUUAUUCAUCCAGUUUGCAAUUGGCUGAAAGAGCCAGCACUUUGUGAAGAGAAGCUUUCCCACAUGUGGUAUCUCUACUAGGUAGAAGGGAAACCAUGUUAGUGUACUAUUUACUUACAUGAAAUACCUGUUAAGUGUGCAUGGGCAAAAUGUCAAGUUGUUGCUUUUCUAAUUUCAAAAUCAAGGCAUGUACCAAAAAUAUAUUUGUUACAAGUAUUUUGCUUUUUGUUUACUCAAAGUGCAUAGAAAUUGAAGUGUGUUUGUAGGGGUUUCUUUGCUCUUUUAUAUAUACACGUCUGAAAAUAUUUGCACUAUAUAUUUUAUUUGCUAUCAAGCUUACAUAGUGGUAAGGGAAAGGGAGGUGCCCUACACAGGUGUAUGGUUUAUGUCUGAUCAUAUUUAUAUGCUGCGAGAGGAACCUUUUUAAAAAAUGAAUGAGUCAUCUCCAGUGUCAGUAAUGCUGAAUGGGAUAUUCAAGGUUAUGUCUUCAUGAUCUGAAAGAACUGCCUAUAAUGCCUACAGUAAGUUCAGUCUUCAUGAAAAAUAUCAAAAUGUUGUGUUGUAGAUUGUGACAUUCAACUAAAGAGGAUCACUGUAAACUUGGGGUGGAUAAUUCAGGCACAUGUUCAUUUUAAUAGCGCAGAUACAUGCAGUGAAAGAUUUUCGUUUGCCUAAUUGCCUUACAGUCUGACUUUUUGUGAAAAGAUGAUCCUGAAUGAUUUAGUGUAAGCUGUUUCGUUGUUCUGUGAGUUUUCACAAAUCAUCUUCCUGAAUAGCUGAGUGAAUAUUAAUCUGAAAAAGGUUGGACUGUCUUUUAAUUCUGGAAAUCUGGAUUGGAAUUUAAUUGGUUGGAUUUAAAAAAAAGGUCUGCCACCAAAAAGGUUUGGGCCCUUUGAACUUAAUGAUUGCAAAACACUAAACUGACAUUCCCAAACUGAGAUGUCUGGAGUUGGUAGAGAAUGCUCUUCAAGGUCAGGAUCUAAUGCAGAGAGCAAUGAAGGAAAAGCCUCUGGAAAAGAAUGUUAUCUUAGAGCCCUAGACAGGAUUUUUUUAAUGUUUUGUUCUGUGAACAGGAGAGCAAGUGCAAAUUAUUCUGUUGUUCUACAUGCCAUAUUAUGACACGAAAACAUGACUGUGAUUAAUGUAUGUUUUAUCAGAGGCAGUUUUAGUUUCCUUUAAUAUUAAAGAUGGAAAAACUGUAAUAGUUUCUAAACAGUGCCAGUCAACGAAUGAUGAUUUAUCAGUUGUGCAUGACAGUUGAAUGAAUAAAGGUGUUUUUUUAAUCACUGAGAAGUGACAUGUAAAA
Molecule: messenger RNA, 3248 nt
Organism: Chiloscyllium plagiosum (whitespotted bambooshark)
Lineage: Eukaryota; Metazoa; Chordata; Chondrichthyes; Orectolobiformes; Hemiscylliidae
Gene: acot9.1
Product: acyl-CoA thioesterase 9, tandem duplicate 1
Biological process (GO): acyl-CoA metabolic process
Cellular component (GO): mitochondrion
Molecular function (GO): fatty acyl-CoA hydrolase activity
Source: RefSeq, a predicted model, not a curated record